Myripristis murdjan (pinecone soldierfish) is the source of this 1806-nucleotide messenger RNA. RefSeq names its product UPF3B regulator of nonsense mediated mRNA decay (gene upf3b). The record is from RefSeq and is a predicted model, not a curated record. Gene Ontology annotation, molecular function: mRNA binding. The coding region runs from base 137 to 1528 and encodes 463 amino acids. The transcript is spliced from 10 exons. Lineage: Eukaryota; Metazoa; Chordata; Actinopteri; Holocentriformes; Holocentridae. Gene Ontology annotation, cellular component: nucleolus; cytoplasm. Gene Ontology annotation, biological process: nuclear-transcribed mRNA catabolic process, nonsense-mediated decay; positive regulation of translation.
CAAACAGGAAGCCCGUCAGUUCAGUAGAGAGAGUGAGUGCGUUAGCUACAGCGGGCCAACUUGCUAAAAAAAAGUAAACACAUCACUCUGGAUGGAGAUUACAUUCAUUCUGGGUUAACAAAGCAGCGUUUCGGCAAUGAAGGAGGACAAGGAGAACACCCGGCCGAAGGAGAAAAAGGUGGAAAUUAAAUGUGAAGAUGGAGAUAAGACAGAGAAAACCAAGGAAAAGAAAGAGGCCAUGACAAAGAUUGUGAUCAGACGUUUACCACCAAGUCUCACCAAGGAGGAGCUGGAGGAGCAGUUGCAGCCUCUUCCAGAGAUGGAUUACCUGGAGUUUUUCUCCAAUGACACAAGCCUUUAUCCCCACCUCUUUGCAAGGGCAUACAUUAAUUUCAAAAAUCAAGAGGAUAUCGUUCUCUUCAGAGAUCGGUUUGAUGGAUAUGUGUUCAUAGACAACAGAGGACAGGAAUACCCCGCUAUUGUGGAGUUUGCGCCUUUUCAAAAGACUGCCAAGAAGAGAAGCAAGAAAAGGGAUGCGAGAUGUGGAACAAUAGAUGAAGAUCCUGAUUACAAGAAAUUCCUGGAAUAUUACAAUGGAGAUGAUGAAAAAUUUACAUCUACGCCCGAGACUCUGUUGGAAGAGAUUGAGGCAAAGUCAAAGGAACUUGUCUCUAAAAAAUCAACUCCUCUCUUGGACUUCUUGAAGAAUAAACAGAGAAUCAGGGAGGAAAAGAAAGAGGAGAGAAGAAGGAGGGAGCUUGAACGCAAGCGCCUACGUGAUGAGGAACGUCGUAAGUGGAGGGAGGAGGACAGACGCAAGCGCAAAGAGGCUGAAAAGAUGAAGAGAGCUGACAAACCGCUGGACAAAGACAAGGACCAAGUCAAAGAAGAACCAAAAAUCAAGCUCCUGAGGAAGCCUGACAGAGGGGAUGAUGCUGAUUCAGAGAAACCUAAAGAAAAGGCCAAGAAACCCGAAAAGCCCAUUAAAGAUGACAGAGCCCCUGGGAGUGCAGAUCUGAAGAAACGACAGAGCAGUGACAGUAAGGAGGAGCGAGGACGGAAAGUGGAUGAGGACGGAAGAAAGGAUUACCGUGACCGUGAGGCAGAUCGAGACAGGGACCGUGAGCGAGAGAGGGAGAAGGAGCGGCGGCAGAAAGAGAAAGAGCGCAUCAGACGGCAGGACGAAGACCGGCGGAGGAGGAGAGAACGGCACGACGGAGAGACCACCUACAGGAAGCGCGAGGAGGAGGUGAAAAAAGAAAAAGACCGCACUUGGGAGAAGAAGAAGGGCGACGGUGUUGCAGAAUCCACUCAAGCUGAGCGGCCGGAGAAGCCAGUCAAGGACAACAGAAAGGAAGACAGCAUUAAAAAAGAUCGGCUACGAAACAAGGAUCGACCUGCCAUUCAGCUGUACCAGCCAGGCGCCAGAAGCCGCAAUCGGGCAGCAGGAGGAGGAGCUGAAUCCCAUGCCGGCGAGAGGAAGCCGGAUCCUGAACCUAAGAGAGCCCAGGACAAGGGAGACGAUUGAUCUAAUGUCAGGAAAUGGGUUGAUAAUUGAGUUUAGCAGAGGGAGACCCACCUGUAAGGCUCAGAGCAGCAUUCUGGCACCACAGAGCCGUGCAGGGCUGCGUCCAGCUCUCCCCGCCUCACUCAGAGGCAGGGAUGUGAUGCCGGCGCCUCUUAGUGCCUGAAUGUCACCCUCCUUUAGUUUUGUUUGUCAAGAAAGAUAAGGGCAACCUUGCACUUUGUAAAUGUUGUAAGAGAUUGGCUCCAGUGCACAACAGGUUAAGCCAAAGCUCUCUUGGA